AUGUAUGUAUAUCAGUAGUAUACAUAUUAUUAUACACAUUACUAUAUAUAUAUAUAUAUUAUUACUAGAAAUAAUCUUUUUUAAUAAUCUACAAUACUAUAAUAUAAUAUAACUAAGCAUCGAUAUAUUUAAGUUGGAAUGACGUUAGCAUAACGUAGUUCUAUAUAAAUGCAAUUAUAUAUAAGACGGCCGUAGACGUCGAGAACUGUUUAAAGAAGAGAGCUUUCUUCGUUUCAGACUCGGAGGAGACGUCGAGUGGUGGUGGCUCGCAGUCACCGACUCACAUUCGCAUCAACUUCGAGCGAUGCUUUCGCAAGGAGUACAGCGCGUCGUCUCUCCAAGGGAAAACAUCGUCAACGGCAACGACAGCGUCGAUGGACGACUCGCAACAAUAUUCCGAUUCCGAAUCGGAGCAAAAGGUGUCGAAAGACAAUAUGAGCAGUGCCAUAUUUAAUCUGGUCGCCGGUGAGUCGGAGAUCAGUCAGAGCGACUUCGAAGGAUCGUUUAAGGUCGAAAACGAGAGAACCGAAGGUUCGGUGCGAGAUUUCUGCGUGAAAGAGGGCGACGUAUACCGGUGUACCGUAUGCCAUCGUACCUACACACACAUCAGCAAUUUCUGCCGGCACUACGUCACCUCACACAAGCCUAACGUCAAGUACUAUCCUUGUCCGGUUUGUUUUAAGGAAUUCACGCGGAAAGAUAACAUGGUCGCCCACGUGAAAAUCAUACAUAGCCUUAAGCCGCACAUGAGUCUUAGCAGCAGUGGCAGCAGUAGUAUGGGCCAGCAGCGGUAG
Messenger RNA from Heterotrigona itama, 794 nucleotides. NCBI's taxonomy places the organism in Eukaryota, Metazoa, Arthropoda, Insecta, Hymenoptera, Apidae. The record is from the annotation of a GenBank genome assembly.